GCCAUGCCAUCCCCGGCACCGGCCACUCAAAAUCCCCAGACUUUUCAAAGCAUCCACCUCCCACCCUCCCUCCGAUCCCCCGUCUUCUUCCUCCUCUCGUGCGACCGAGGGGAUCGUCGUCGAUCGAUGGCAACAACAAUGGGUGUGUGCAGAGCGGUGAAGAUGAUCUGCGGGACGAAGGUGGAGCGGGUGGUGGGCACGGGCAAGGCGCCCGGUUCUUGCCCGUCCUGCGGCGGCCCCGUGGUGGCGACCGACGUGGAGAGCGAGCGGCGCAUCCUCUGCCUCCCGCUGUGCCUCAAGAACAAGCGCAAGUACUCCUGCACCAGGUGCUUCCGCCGCCUCGUCACCGUCUACAGCUAGCCGCUGCUGGUGGUGCCACCGGUCCAUCCAUCCAUCCUUCCAUCGACUAGCGACGUACGAAGCCAAUAAUCCAUUAACCCGCUCGAGUUCUUUGGUUAAUUCUUCUUGGCCGUACGUGGUUACGGCUCUAGAGUAGCUUGCUAGCCUGGCUAAUGUAAUGUAAUGUAAUGGUGAUUCUGUGAUGAUUCUUCUACUAGUUUCUAGGAGCUACUCGUAGUUGCCAUAUCUAGCAAAUUUGGUGGGCGUCCAUCACGCGUCGCGCUGCAAAAUUGGCACUCUGCUGUGUCUUGCAGUAAGCUCCCUGUCAAUGGUUGCGGGGCCGGGGCACCCCCGCUAUAAUGCACCGGUCAGUAUUGGAAAUU
This is a messenger RNA of Hordeum vulgare subsp. vulgare (domesticated barley), 722 nucleotides long. RefSeq lists its product as uncharacterized. The transcript has a single exon. The record is from RefSeq and is a predicted model, not a curated record. Lineage: Eukaryota; Viridiplantae; Streptophyta; Magnoliopsida; Poales; Poaceae. Bases 4 to 360 code for a protein of 118 amino acids.